AGAUCCACCAGCCCUGCUGAAUCGCUGCCGUUUGCCCUAAAUCUGAUCACCGCCAACAUAUGUGCACAUCCUAACACCGCUACCGACUGGUACUGUCGAACCCACCAGCUCUAUGUUUCGAGAUCUGUCCUGGAGGCUAUCCAUCCCUUAAUUUGGCUUGUGACUGCUCUGCAUAAAUCCGUCUUCAAUUUCCUACAUCUGCCGCGGCGUUGGCAUUCCUCGGUGGCCUAGACGCGAGCUUCGUGUUCUCGAACGGAUUUGUCAGAAAGGACGUGACAGGGAGGAGGAUGGGCGUUGGCAAUUCGAGUACACUCGCACUCAGGAUAAGAGGAGGGGGAACAAGAAGUAACAGGUGGCGACCUAGCCAUUUCAAAGGCUAAGAUGGAACCAUUCGAUGUCAAACUCUAUGAGAAAUACAAGAAUUUGAAGAAAAGAAAGUUCACAGAGGAGGAGGAGUGGAACCAUACAAGAGAUGCUGAAUUGAGAAGUUUUCAGUCUGCUGUGGAGGACUUGAUAGAAGAGUUGAAUAAAGAAAACAAGGGGCUUCAUCAACAGUUGGAUUCAUUUCAGGAGAAAUAUGAUGAAUGUAGAAUGUUACUGCUUGAAGAGGGCAAGAAAUCCAAAGAGCUCUCGGAUGAAGUUGAAAAACUUCAGAAUCUUUUAUUGAAGAAGAAAGAAAUGAAUAAUGCUCUGUUGUUUUCAUCUCCAUGUACAAGUUCUAAAGUUAGAUCUGAAGAAAUAUCUAAAAGCCCUCCAGGACAGAGAAUAACAGAAUCAUGUGGGGAAAAUGGAACUCAACACAAAGUGCUGAUAGUCGUUACUUAUAAUAACAAAAAAACUGGUACCAGUAUGAGAGAAUACUACAAGAGAAACUUCAGCAGUCUAGGUAAGCAAUCAGACGAUCGCAGCAAUUUCAUAUUCCAGACUCUUAUGAGGUUCUUAGUGGGCAUGGAUCUUUAUGCCGAUAAUCAAACUGAAAGCCCCUCAAUUUUGAUGGUUCACAAAACUAGUGGUUACAGCUUUAGCUUAACAUGGAUACAACAUGAAGGUGAUGAAGGUGAGUGGAUGUAUCAUGUUUCUUCACUAGGGACUUUAGAGAGCAUAGCUUGGGAUUGGAUGAAGGAAGACAUCAUAUUUAGCGCAGUCAUGUGUCGUGAUUUCUUUGAAAGGGUAUCGCUCAUCAUCGGGAGAAUGUGACUAAGAUGCAUCUUUCAUGGAUGAAAGCCUUGGAACUCUAUACUUAAACA
This is a messenger RNA of Zingiber officinale, 1247 nucleotides long. RefSeq lists its product as uncharacterized. Lineage: Eukaryota; Viridiplantae; Streptophyta; Magnoliopsida; Zingiberales; Zingiberaceae. The coding region runs from base 382 to 1197 and encodes 271 amino acids. The transcript has 9 exons. The record is from RefSeq and is a predicted model, not a curated record. Gene Ontology annotation, biological process: developmental process involved in reproduction.